AUGGAAGGCAGUCAGGAGGAGGCCAGGUCAGGUGGGACCGUUCCAGCCAAUGAGGCUGAUUACGCGCGUGAUGGCAGGCACAACUCCCAGAUAGUGUUGGGAUGUCACGUGUCCUACUGUCUGUCUCCAGGUGUUUUCUACAGCCGUAGGUUCAGUAGUGUCUGUCUCCAGGUGUUUUCUACAGCCGUAGGUUCAGUAGUGUCUGUCUCCAGGUGUUUUCUAGGCAAGCUACAUAGUAGACACUCUACCAGCCCUUCUCUAGAGCUGUACUGUGUAAGGCCUCAGCUCUGUCUGGUACAUAGUAGACAAUCUACCAGCCCUUCUCUAGAGCUGUACUGUGUCUGUCUGGUACAUAGUAGACAAUCUACCAGCCCUUCUCUAGAGCUGUACUGUGUCUGUCUGGUACAUAGUAGACAAUCUACCAGCCCUUCUCUAGAGCUGUACUGUGUCUGUCUGGUACAUAGUAGACGAUCUACCAGCCCUUCUCUAGAGCUGUACUGUGUCUGUCUGGUACAUAGUAGACGCUCUACCAGCCCUUCUCUAGAGCUGUACUGUGUCUGUCUGGUACAUAGUAGACGAUCUACCAGCCCUUCUCUAGAGCUGUACUGUGUAAAGCCUCAGCUCUGUCUGGUACAUAGUAGACGAUCUACCAGCCCUUCUCUAGAGCUGCACUGUGUAAGGCCUCAGCUCUGUCUGGUACAUAGUAGACGAUCUACCAGCCCUUCUCUAGAGCUGUACUGGCACUGUGUAAGGCCUCAGCUCUGUCUGGUACAUAGUAGACGAUCUACCAGCCCUUCUCUAGAGCUGCACUGUGUAAGGCCUCAGCUCUGUCUGGUACAUAGUAGACGAUCUACCAGCCCUUCUCUAGAGCUGUACUGUGUAAGGCCUCAGCUCUGUCUGGUACAUAGUAGACGAUCUACCAGCCCUUCUCUAGAGCUGUACUGUGUAAGGCCUCAGCUCUGUCUGGUACAUAGUAGACGCUCUACCAGCCCUUCUCUAGAGCUGUACUGGCACUGUGUAAGGCCUCAGCUCUGUCUGGUACAUAGUAGACGAUCUACCAGCCCUUCUCUAGAGCUGUACUGUGUAAGGCCCAGAAACCCCUUAGGAACUUGAUGAAGUUGGGUUUGGUGCUGAACUUAGUGUGUCUUGUUUCUCUUGAGCGGUAAAUGACUGAUGAGCUUUGUGAAGUUGAGUUUGUUAUGAAGUGGUGUCUUGCGCUGAAGUGGUGGAUUUUGUGAAUUUACUUCUCUUGUCUCAUCAUGAGGAGGAAGGAGCCAGGUAGCUUUUAGUGGUGACUUAUGACUCAUUGCUCUGUCAACUGUUAUAGUUCUGUAGUAUGACUCAUUGCUCUGUCAACUGUUAGUAGUAUGAUCACAGCACCUUUAUCAAGUCCACUCAGUGUGUUCUCUAGGCAAGCUAGCGUUCAGUAGUGUCUGUCUCCAGGUGUUCUCUAGGCAAGCUAGCGUUCAGUAGUGUCUGUCUCCAGGUGUUUUCUACAGCUGUAGGUUCAGUAGUGUCUGUCUCCAGGUGUUUUCUACAGCUGUAGGUUCAGUAGUGUCUGUCUCCAGGUGUUUUCUACAGCCGUAGGUUCAGUAGUGUCUGUCUCCA
This is a messenger RNA of Oncorhynchus tshawytscha (Chinook salmon), 1608 nucleotides long. RefSeq lists its product as uncharacterized. The record is from RefSeq and is a predicted model, not a curated record. The coding region runs from base 1 to 1113 and encodes 370 amino acids. The transcript is spliced from 3 exons. NCBI's taxonomy places the organism in Eukaryota, Metazoa, Chordata, Actinopteri, Salmoniformes, Salmonidae.